UGAUGGUUUGACGUGUUUUCCUUUGGUUAAGCUCCAUUCGUUACUUUCAUUAACUUUUUCAUGAACUUGAAAUCUUUGAAAUGUUUGAAAAAUAAAAGGAAACUCUGUUCGAAAUUGAUCACGAUCGUCGUACGAAUUCGAACGAUCGCAGUGCCACCUGUCUUGAAAAUGGCGGAACAGAUAUAUGUAACUCACUCAUACGUAACUCUCUCAACUAACUCACCGACCGUAGCCACUCUACAAAAUAACAAUUCAACGCAACCGAAUUAAUCGUCUUCGAUCACACGUAUUUGCUCUGGUGCGUUACGACGUGUAUACGUGUAUAUGUGUGUGUGUGAACGACGUUCGCGGACGUGCAUUUAUGAUCGUUGUGCAAUCUCGUUCUAGCUGUCAUCGAAUUGUCCAAUAAAAGCUAGACGUGGAACGUGUAAACCUUUACUUUUCCGACGUUGAAUUUAAGCGAAAUGAAAAGAACGAAGGAAAAAUAUACGUGACGUGCGAUAUUUCAUAUUGUACACUUCUAAGAAAAAAUAGUUUUUGUAAUAAAUUUAAAAGUUCAUUUUUAUUUGUUUGUUAAAUUCAUCUAGAAUUUCAAUUGCCAAGCCACGACAUUAAAACUUUACAAAAUUUUAAUCUAAACAUUUAAAUCUUCUUAAAAAAUGUUUUAACAAAAAGUUUAAAAAUUAUUAUAGAAGCAAGUUAGUUCUCCCCGAUUCAUCUUAAUGAAUGAAGCUUUAUCACGACUCUCAAAGCUACGACUUGUAAAGAUGCGAUUCAAAGAUGGGAAGAAAAAACGGGAAUGAAUGCUGCCGAAGCGAAAGAAGUCAUUUUAUCGUUCCAAUGGCCACCAAUUGAAAAAAUGGAUAACAAUUUAGCUGUUUUGGCCAAUGUAGUAAAAUUAUCAUUAUCCACCAACAUGAUAGAGAGAAUCAGUGGCAUUAAUUCUUUAAAGAAUUUACGAAUUUUAUGCAUGGCUCGUAAUUAUAUUAAAAGUUUUUCUGGAUUAGAGGCGGUAGGAGAUCAUUUAGAAGAAUUGUGGAUAUCAUAUAAUUUGAUAGAAAAAACCAAAGGUGUGAACGUGCUUAAGGCGCUCAAAGUUCUUUAUAUUGGCAAUAAUUUGAUACGAGAUUGGGUAGAAUUCAGUCAUUUUCAAGAACUUCCUAAUUUAGAAGAUCUAUUAUUUAUAAAUAAUCCCUUAUGCGAAACCAUGGAUACCGAGGCAUGGCGUAUGCAGGUUAUAAAGAGACUUCCGAAUUUGAAGAAACUUGAUUCAAUUCCGAUAGUGUAUGUGUUAGAGGUUAUUUUAAUAGAUAGAAAAAGGAAUGAAACUCAAAUAUUUUUUUAGGCAUGCUACUGACGAUGUUUAAGAUGCAUUACAUUGGAAGAAAUAAAAUUGAUCAAAGAACAAAAUAUAAAACA
This is a messenger RNA of Vespula pensylvanica (western yellowjacket), 1419 nucleotides long. RefSeq names its product dynein axonemal light chain 1-like. The record is from RefSeq and is a predicted model, not a curated record. The coding region runs from base 800 to 1345 and encodes 181 amino acids. Lineage: Eukaryota; Metazoa; Arthropoda; Insecta; Hymenoptera; Vespidae. The transcript has 3 exons. Gene Ontology annotation, cellular component: cytoplasm. Gene Ontology annotation, molecular function: protein kinase binding.